Marchantia polymorpha subsp. ruderalis is the source of this 1973-nucleotide messenger RNA. Lineage: Eukaryota; Viridiplantae; Streptophyta; Marchantiopsida; Marchantiales; Marchantiaceae. The record is from the annotation of a GenBank genome assembly.
GUAGCCAGUCCUCUGACAUCGAGAGUUUGGCUUGGGCUCAGUUCGUAGCGCUGGCUCUGUAUGGAGUCGAGUGUGGCAGUGGACUCUUCCUACGUCGUCCGUAGAGGUAAAAGUUCGGUCAUGUUGAACCGAGUAUAGAGAAUUGUCUUCGAGUCUGCAUCGUCAUAAGAAGAAUUCGGAGAUGGUUUAAUUUGGAUUCAUAAUUGUUGGGAGAUGGAACGACGGAUUUCGCUGACUGGAAUGAGCACCCACUUUUCAAAUUAGACUUUUGUCGGAUCUCGAGUGACUACAAAGAUUAACUGCUAUAAAAAAUCAUACCGUGGCACUGGAGAGUGGAGUAGAGAAGAAGGAAGGUAUAUGACAUCUUUGCGUCGUGCAUGGCCCUGUGCUUCCCCGCAAUCCAUCGCCCGCUGUGAUGUCUGUAUCGGUCACAAUUGCUGGUUCUAGCUCGUAGGAGACUGCUGGAAGGAUGCAGAAUAAUGGAUCGUGGUUUGGAAUAAGCGAAUUAGGUCUUUGAAAGUGAGCCACAGGAAUUGAACCUGUGACCUUCGACUAAAUUGCCUUCUUGGUGGAAACGAGUUUCUCAGAUCUCGUAUAUACUUUGCAGGCUAAGACUAGUGGCUGCCGAAGUGGUGCAGUGAACAAGGGUUUGGUUCUGGGAAUUGACAAAAAAUGGGAACAAGGAGGAACAUGGAUGUGAGGUUAGGCGCAAUCUGGGCUUUGUUGGGCACACUCUUUGCAAUUAUGGCUUGUGCCCGAGCCAACCAACUCACGGACGCUGACGAAAUGCGCCUUGCUCCAGACAUCUACAACGAAGGUCCUCUGACGGUGGACCUGUUCUCUGUUUCCUCGGAUGCGCUCUCGGGUUACAAACAUCGGCGGAGCUCGAAAGAAGCCUACGCCGCUUUGAAGCUUGCCGAGGAUCCUCCGCGGCCUCUGUUGAUCGCUGCUCCUAAGACUGCCGGAAGCUAUCCCGUAAUUCUGUUCCAGCAUGGCUACACUAUGAAAAAUACGUUCUACAGUCAGAUGCUCAAGCAUAUUGCCUCUCAUGGCUUCAUUGUCGUGGCCCCGCAGAUGUACAUUUUUGCCGGGGCAGAUGCAACGGGUGAGAUAAUCUCUGCAGGGUCCGUGCUAGAUUGGUUUUCUGUCGGUCUGCAAGAUGCUAUCUCACAGCGUGUACCAUCUGUCAAGGCGGACUUGAAAAGGGCUGCAGUGGUUGGUCACAGUCGAGGAGGAAAAGUGGUGUUCGGUAUUGCGACGGGCGUCUGUAACACGAGCUUAAAGAUUUCUGCCUUGGUGGGUAUUGACCCCGUGGACGGCACCGGAGUAGGACACCAAACGAAACCGCCAAUUCUCCAGUACUCGCCUCACUCCUUGGAUCUGAAGAUUCCCACUCUCAUCAUUGGAGCAGGCCUGGGAUCUGUGGGGAGAUUUCUAUUUCCUGCUUGUGCUCCUAAAGGUGUCAAUCACGAAGCCUUUUUCUCCGACAGUGCUUCCCCUGCUUUCCAUUUCGUUGCUCCGGACUAUGGACACAUGGACUACCUGGAUGAUGUGUGCCCAGGAGCCCAGGGCUGGAUCGCCGCUUGUUUAUGCAAAAAUGGUCAAGCACGAGAGCCUAUGCGCAGAUUUUCUGCUGGCAUAGUGGUUGCAUUCUUGCAAGCAGCACUGCUUCAAGAUUCGUCUCAGCUUGCGACCGCAAUAUUGGAACCCUCGCUGGCACCAGUGAAGUUGGAAACUCCGGGAGUGUUCGGCACUCUAGCAGAUGUCACCAGCUAUUCCAGAGACUCCGUAACUAUGUAGAUCCAAGUCCAGUAUACUGUGAGGUUGACAACCUCAUAGUAUACAGUCUAAUUACAACCUCAGGUUGUAGUUAGACUUGUACAUAUGAAGGGAUUCUUGAGAACAUACAGGUAGUAUUAAGUGUAAAAGCGGUUUUUCCAGUUUAUGUGUUUAUGGUUGCUGUGCACUCCGAU